Corticium candelabrum is the source of this 1141-nucleotide messenger RNA. RefSeq lists its product as uncharacterized. The record is from RefSeq and is a predicted model, not a curated record. Bases 89 to 952 code for a protein of 287 amino acids. The transcript has 4 exons. NCBI's taxonomy places the organism in Eukaryota, Metazoa, Porifera, Homoscleromorpha, Homosclerophorida, Plakinidae.
CGGUGCGUGUGCAUCGGUGCGUGUGAGUGCUGGUUUGCGCACGUUUCUGUUAUAGCAUCUGUUCCUUUUGUUAUUAGAAAUAGUUCCAAUGUUGGAAGGCAUUAAAUGCCAAUUGCUACUACAAGAUGAGAUGUCAAAGCAGACAGAAAACGCUGGAGCGAAUUUAAUAACCGAAAGGCUUCAUGGAUUAGAGCAGCAAGCAGCUGGUUGUACGGCUCACUCUGAAAUAAGGAGACCGCUACAAGAACUAAAUAAUCUUCGCAACAACUUUCUUUCACCACCAAAAGCGUCACAACCAACACAGAGCGGCCUUGGAAAUCCACUUUUAAACAUCACUUUGGCAGACCAUUUAUUCCCAACUAUUAAACAGCCGUCGAUCACAAUCAUUCGUGACGUCCCAAGGUGGGUACCAGUUCUUUAUGAAAAAGAAACUGCACAGAGACCUUCGAAGAGGAAUGGCAAAGAGUCUGUUAUCAUUCAAUUGGAGGACGUUCCCUCACAUGUUGGAGAAAUCGACGUUACAGUGUCUCUAGUAACAGCUAAAGACACUCUACAUCCGUAUGUCUACCCGACGUUUUGUGGUCGUACAGUGCCCUCAGACUGUAAGGAAAACGCAUGCGCCCGAAAUGUUACUGUAGUUUUGCGAAAAUCAGAAGAAUACAGAAUUGAACUGAAGAAUGUGGUAAUUAGAGGCAAGAAAAUGGACAGUGACGCUAGGCAGUACACUCCAGAGGAUCUAAAUCAGUUUCGUUAUAAGUUCGAGACAACAAUUCCUGCUGUAGACCCUUCCGCGUCUGCUGACGAUGCCUUGAUUACGGCAACUUCGUACUCUAGAUCAGUUAAAUUCUUAUGUCCCAGCAGCUUACCAACAAAUCGCCGAAGAAAUAGUACGAGCAAAGACACAUUACCGUCCGCAAAGAUAGCGAAGUCGCGAUUUAAUCAGCAAGAAUGAGGACAAGAAAAGGAGUGGAAAAUAGAUGUUUUAGUUUAGUAUAGUGUGUUGCAACGGCGUGUUCAUUUUUGUUUAGAAACUCAUCCAUCUUAUUGGUUAGUUUUAUGUUUAUAACACGAUGCUCUGUAUUAUGAAGACUUCCGUAAAUAUAGAGUCAUAGUGUUUAUGUACUUAAUUCAUUGAAUCUUU